Molecule: messenger RNA, 696 nt
Organism: Microsporum canis CBS 113480
Lineage: Eukaryota; Fungi; Ascomycota; Eurotiomycetes; Onygenales; Arthrodermataceae
Product: superoxide dismutase
Exons: 4
Coding region: 1-696 (231 amino acids)
Biological process (GO): superoxide metabolic process
Cellular component (GO): mitochondrion
Molecular function (GO): superoxide dismutase activity; metal ion binding
Source: RefSeq, a predicted model, not a curated record
AUGGCGACUUCUACUCUCUUCCGUCCUGCUAUCCGCGCGGGAGCUGCAACAUUCCGCUCGACCGGCAACAGGGGCCUUGCUGGUGUAGCUUCUGCUCGCUUCAUCGCCAAAGUCACUCUUCCAGAUCUCCCAUAUGACUAUGGCGCGCUUGAGCCUGCUAUCUCUGGCAAGAUCAUGGAGCUUCACCACUCCAAGCAUCAUCAAACCUACGUCAACUCCUACAACGAUGCCGUCGAGAAGCUUGCAAGCGCCCAAGGCAAAGCUGAUAUCCAGACCCAGGUCACCUUGCAGGCACUGACCAACUUCCAUGGAGGUGGCCACGUCAACCACUCCCUUUUCUGGGAGAACUUGGCUCCCAAGAGCGCCGGUGGCGGCGAGCCUCCAUCUGGUGCCCUUGCAAAGGCCAUUGAUGAUUCUUUUGGCGACCUCCAGUCCUUCCAGAAGACUUUUAACACUGUUUUGGCUGGUAUCCAGGGAAGUGGUUGGGGAUGGUUGGUAAAGGAUAAGCAGACUGGCAAGAUCCAGAUCAAGUCUUAUGCCAACCAAGACCCUGUCUCUGGCCAAUUCAUUCCUCUUCUCGGAAUUGAUGCUUGGGAGCACGCCUAUUAUCUCCAAUACGAGAACCGCAAGGCUGAAUACUUCGGCGCCGUAUGGGACGUCAUCAACUGGAAGACUGUUGAGAAGCGAUACGCAUAA